Aureobasidium namibiae CBS 147.97 is the source of this 1074-nucleotide messenger RNA. RefSeq lists its product as uncharacterized. Gene Ontology annotation, biological process: tRNA 5'-leader removal; tRNA 3'-end processing; endonucleolytic cleavage in ITS1 to separate SSU-rRNA from 5.8S rRNA and LSU-rRNA from tricistronic rRNA transcript (SSU-rRNA, 5.8S rRNA, LSU-rRNA). The coding region runs from base 1 to 1074 and encodes 357 amino acids. Gene Ontology annotation, cellular component: multimeric ribonuclease P complex; ribonuclease MRP complex. NCBI's taxonomy places the organism in Eukaryota, Fungi, Ascomycota, Dothideomycetes, Dothideales, Saccotheciaceae. Gene Ontology annotation, molecular function: ribonuclease P activity; ribonuclease MRP activity. The transcript has a single exon. The record is from RefSeq and is a predicted model, not a curated record.
AUGCUGGACAUUGGCAAGUCGCCAAGUUUGCCUGCGCCAAAAUGCUACUUCAGCACCACGAAUCUGGCUACCUAUAACGACUCCUCGGAACUACCGACGAAGAGGGCACCUUUCAAACUUCUGCAUAGAGCACCAUACUACCACACCAUAACGCUGGUUUCACCGAUGUCUUCUUCCCUCAAUAUCGCAUCACAUCCAUCAAAAUUUGCACGAUUACGCUUGCCGCUUCUGGGUCUUCUGACAGCGGACUUUUUCAACCAACACAUCAAGACCGGCAAUGUAUUACUCUUAUCAUCACCGCUGAAAGUGGAGACCACAUCCUCUGAAGCGAGCUUUACAUUGGUGGAUGGUGUGCUUACUAUAAUUUGUGACCGGGCACUCUACGAACGCGCUGGUCUUACAGGUACGGCUAUCCCAGACCCUCACGCCAGAAAACACGGCAACUCCAAGUUUCGCAUCGAGCUUAAUCUGCGAUUGCCUUCGAUGCUUGCUGGGAAGAAAGGAUUCGAGCGUAUCCUACGGGCUGCCGAGACGGUGUUCACAGGAGAGAUCUCAUGGUUGUUCUAUGAUGUUUCUGCAACAGGAGUAGUGGAAAAUGAUGCGACGCUAGGGAAGGAAGCCCAGAUCAAGACUGUCGAGACAAAAGCAGAAGACUUGGGACAUAUUCUGGUGCCCAACUUCCCAGCGCAAAUCUCUAAAGCUGCAUUCGAGCAAGAUGAUCUGGCUGACCUGCUAGAGUGGAUCUCGUUCGCGGCCAUCGGGUCUCCGAGGAUACAGCAAGGAGAUCUGGUCGAUGAAAUCAUCAGUCGCUACGAGGUGCCUGUCAUUUCACCAAUCUCUACCACAGGUGCAACAGAUCAACCAAGCACAGGCACAACGAUACAGAAUCUAACGAAAACAACAUUUACUGGAUUCAUGCCUUCCUCUUAUCUCAGCUCCAUCUUUGGAGACGCUCUGGUACAAUUGAAGGAGUCUUGGUUCGCAUUUCUGGUUCACGGAUUUGAGGACGGGAAAGGCUUGGUCAUACUCAAGACGAAAGACAACAGGCUAUUGAGUUGGAAUGUCGAGGGUUGA